Molecule: messenger RNA, 6976 nt
Organism: Conger conger (European conger)
Lineage: Eukaryota; Metazoa; Chordata; Actinopteri; Anguilliformes; Congridae
Gene: zc3h12b
Product: zinc finger CCCH-type containing 12B
Exons: 6
Coding region: 134-3001 (955 amino acids)
Cellular component (GO): cytoplasmic ribonucleoprotein granule; nucleus
Molecular function (GO): metal ion binding; mRNA binding; RNA endonuclease activity
Source: RefSeq, a predicted model, not a curated record
GGGUGGCUUUUGCCGUGGUGCCCGGUUAACAUAUUUUUAUAAGCAUAUGACCCUUUCAACAAAAAAAUAAACGGCAACAUUUACUUUUUAAGAGUCGAUAUUGUGUGCGUCAGUCGCUAAUUUAUUAUAAUAAAUGGUUUUGGAGCUGGUAGCGCCCGCGAGUGCAGGCCCCUUACUGCAGCGCUCCAUCCCGUAUAUCGAGCGUGUUUUCCGGGUAAGGGUCAGCCACGGCUCCGGUGAGUCAAACUGCGGCAGCGCCAAUGUCGGUGACAGCAGCUGCAGCAUAAGAGUGAACAUCGAAGAGGGCGAAGAAGGUGACUGCACAAAGGCAAAAGAUUAUAUCGUGUCUCUCAUUUCGCCGGUGCACAGACGGAAGGAGCGGCUAACGUUGGCCCAGCACAGGAGGCUGCUGGCGCUGAAGUCGGCCAUCGAGUAUGACUCGCAGGCCGUGCUGGAGGUGAGGGAGUGCACGGUGGAGAUCUCCGGCGGCGAGCGCAACGUGAUGACCGCCUGGUCCAUGCUGGAGAAGCUGAAAAUGGACAAAGGCCCCUCCGGAGACCACGCCCGCGCGCUGAGAGAGGCCCCCGCGGGCAGUGGCGAGUCGGAGGCGGAGGGGAGCAGCUCCGAGUCGGACGCCGAGCGGGGGGACGGCCGUGAGCCGGCGGUCUCCGCCAAGCCCCACCGGCAGCUCUGCCGCUCGCCCUGCCUGGACCGGCCCAGCUUCUCCCAGAGCAGCACCCUGCAGGAGCCGCGGCCCGACGACGGCGGCCGGAGGCCCGGAGGGGAGCGCGAGUACCAGGCUAAGAUGGAUUUCGCCCUCAAGCUGGGCUACUCGGGGGAGCAGAUUGGGGCGGUCUUGCACAAGCUGGGGGCCACCGCCCUGAUCAACGACAUCCUGGCCGAGCUGGUGAGGCUGGGGAACAAGGGCGAGGCGGAGCCCCAGGGCGGAGGGGCCCCCACGGGCAACAUGCUGGUGCCGCGGGGCCCCUGCAGCAAAGAGACCGCCAGCCCCGAGGUGUCCGUGGAAGAGGAGUCGGUGGACAACUUCGAUAACCUGAGGCCCAUCGUCAUAGACGGCUCGAACGUGGCGAUGAGCCAUGGAAACAAAGAGGUAUUUUCUUGCCGUGGUAUCAAGCUGGCAGUGGAUUGGUUUCUGGAGAAAGGACACAAAGACAUCACAGUGUUUGUUCCGGCCUGGAGGAAAGAGCAGUCCAGGCCUGAUGCCCCCAUUACAGAUCAGGAAAUCUUGAGAAAGCUGGAGAAGGAGAAGAUCCUAGUUUUUACACCUUCUCGGCGAGUCCAAGGGAGGAGGGUGGUGUGCUAUGACGACCGCUUCAUUGUCAAGCUGGCCUGUGACUCCGAUGGCAUCAUAGUCUCCAACGACAAUUACAGAGACCUCCAGAAUGAGAAACCUGAGUGGAAGAGAUUUAUUGAGGAGCGUCUCCUAAUGUAUUCCUUUGUGAAUGACAAGUUCAUGCCCCCAGAUGAUCCUUUGGGGAGACAUGGCCCGAGUUUGGAGAAUUUUCUCAGAAAGCACCCAGUCGUUCCAGAGCACAAAAAACAGCCGUGUCCAUACGGGAAAAAAUGCACGUAUGGACACAAAUGCAAGUAUUACCACCCCGAGCGUGCCAAUCAGCCGCAGAGGUCGGUGGCGGACGAGCUGCGGGCUUUCGCCAAGCUCUCCGCCGUGAAGACCAUGAGCGAGGGCGCCCUGGUCAAAUGCGGCAUGGGACCGGCCGCCCUGAAGGGCGAGGGCGGCUCGGAGGCCAAGCGCGUGGCGCCCAAACGCCAGUCGGACCCCAGCAUCCGCCCGGUGGCCUGCGAGCCGGAGGAGAGACUCCUGGCCGCCCGCAAGCCCGAGGCCAACUCCGUGCCUUCCCUGGUGUCGGCCCUCAGCGUGCCCACCAUGCAACCUGCCAAGAGCCACGCGGCCGGCGCCCUGAACACCCGCUCGGCCAGCAGCCCCGUGCCUGGCUCCUCGCAGUUCGCCCGCAGCUCCCUGGAGAGCAUGUCCAGCAUCCAUUACCCACCCAUCCUGGUCACCAACAGCCACGGCACCUCGGUCAACUACGCCGAGCCGUUCCCCAAGUACGACUCGGUGGGCGACCAUGGCUACUACUCCAUGCUGAGCGACUUCUCCAACCUCAGCCUAAGCGGCUCGCACAGCGCCGACGGCUACUACAGCCUGGAGCACGAGCACAGCCUCUACCAGAGGAACCCCAGCCCCUGUGCCGAGCCCUGCCUCAGCCACUCCAACAGCGACUCCUUCUCCUCCUACGGAGACCCGUACAUGAGCUCCAUGGACAGCAGCCUGGAGGAGGCAGCCAAGGCCCAACAGCCCACCCCGCAGGGCCGACUGCAGGCCUUCAGCCACGGCUUCCACCACGAGGCCUUGACCCGGGUCCAGAGCUACGGCCCCGAGGAGCCUAAGCAGGCCCCCCGCAAGCAGUCCAUCUCCCACCUGGCCCCCCACAUCCAGCACCAGGCGGUGGGAGCCAGGUCCAGCUGCCCGGGCGACUACCCCCUACCUCAGAACAUCCACCCGGCCUCGGCCGCCCAGCCCGGCCGCUCCCUGGGCAUGACCCGCAUGGACAGCAUCUCGGACUCCCGGCUCUACGAGAGCAACCCCAUGAGGCAGAGGCGGCCUCCGCUGUGCCGGGAGCAGCACGCCAGCUGGGACCCGCUGCCCUGCGGGGGCGAGUCGUACGGCUACCACUCCUACCCCCUGAGCAACAGCCUGAUGCAGCCGUGCUGCGAGCGCGUGAUGGUGCGCAGCAUGCCCGAGAAGAUGGAGCAGAUCUGGAGGUCCCCCUGGGAGGUCCUGCCCAGCGAGCACCACGAGAGGCAGGUCAUCCCCGAACACCAGUACCAGACCUACCGGAACCUCUGCAACAUCUUCCCCGCCUACGUGGUGCACUCGGUCAUGGAGAAGAACCCGCACAUGACGGACCCUCAGCAGCUCGCCGCCAUCAUCGUGGCCAAGCUGAGGUCCUGCCGCUAAAGCCUUCAGCUUUCCGGAGGCCAACAUCAGCAUAGUGAUAUAUUUAAACGGACAGGAACCACUGUUUUAGAGAGAGAACGAAUUAUGAACAAAGUAGAGCAUAUUGUGUAUAUAUUUGUAACCACACGAGCAAUGCUGUAAAUAUUUUGUGACUGAUUUUAGGAACAAUCAGAGGGGAAACCUAGAGGAGCAUACCUCAGUGCAUGGAAUAUCAACAUUUAUGGCCUUAGAUAUAAACGACCUCUCUGGGAAUGUUGACCACUAUCCGUUUUAAUGUUGUUGAUUGAAGAGGUCACCUUUUUUAAGUAUUAAGCACUAUCAGUUUUUUUUCCUCAACAGUUUUCCUUACAUUACUGCCUUUUUGGGUAGAAAUUUUGCAAAAUGCACACAACCUAAGCCAAACAAACAGUAGAAUAUACACACACAGCCAUGAUUAAUGGGUAUUUUGAGAGGUCUUUCAAAGCUGCUGAAGUAAUGCCAAAAAAAUCAAUUUUGUCAAGUAAAGACACGCCAAUUUUAUUAUUUUUGAUGCUGAUUACGGCUGGCGGUUAGACGUUGCAUCAAUGUUGAGACAUUUCAUUUGGUGUAUAUCUUGACCGCACUGUGUUUAAUUAUCUCAACGGUGUGUUUGUCUGUGUACAAUUUUGGAGAAUCCUUGUGAAAGUGUGCAUUGCUUUUCUCAAGUCUGUCUCAUGGACCAUAAUUUGGUACCUGAGGAAAAGCCUUCACACAAUGGCACUUUGAAUGAUUUCAAAUCUUAAUGAGUUAGCGUGUAGUUAUUUGGGUGCGGUGAUGUACUCAGCAGAAUGCCUCAGAAGGCAUUUAUUUCCUUAUUGAUGCUGCAGGACACGUAUCGCCCUUUGUAUAUUAACAUAUUUAAAUCUCUGAAUGUUAACUGCCCGUAGGAAUUCGGGCCAAGACUUGUUCACGUCAAGUUUUUUUUUUUCAUGAAAGUGGAGAAGGCCUUGUAUGGCCUUUUGUGUCUUCAUGAGAAGGUGUGACACACUGCCUAACUGUUUCUUCAUGGGAAACACUCAGAACGUGAGGCUGCCGUCAGGGUUGUUUCUGGCAUUUGGCUAAUGGUUUGCAUGCUGCCGUUUCCCUCUUUACUUUCAUACCACUUUCUCCUGCCCUGAAAAGCGUGGAUAAAUAAUUCACACAUGUAAACAAGAUGGUAGAUUGUGAUAUGAAUAAGCAACAGUUGUGGGACACCCCUUAAAUAUGGCACCCAUGGAACAUUCCAACAGAGCUACUGGUCAUGUGUUCAGUCUCAGGCCAGUUAGCAGUGGUUAAAUCCCAGGACAGUUUCUGAUUGGCCCAGGCCAAUGCAACCAAUGAUGCUGUCGAACAGGACUGUGAAAGACUUGAGUCUCAAUGUUGUAGGUGAAUGCCAUGAGCUGAGUCAGGAAAUAAUUUCAAAUUUUUAUUGUAUUCCUGAUUUAAUCCAAGUCUAAAUAACAUACAGUACUGUGCAAAAGUCUUAGGCACCUGUAGAACAUUCUGUACAGAUAAGAUAAAAAAAUAAUUAAAUGAAAGGUCCUAAAUAAACAUACUACACAUUUUACACUACAUUUUAGCAAAUUGGCAGAAUAGUUAAAAACGGAAUAAAAUCAAUAUUUUUUAUGACCACCCUUCUGCGUUAAAACUGCAUCACUUCUCUGAGAUGGCCAACGCUGUCCUGCAGUUCUAUAAGACAAUCAGCAGGGAGGUUGUUCCAAGCAUGUUGGAGAACUUGCCACAGUUCUUCUGAAGACUUUGAUUGGAUCCUUGCUUCUGAUCUCAGACAGCCUUGAUCAAGUUUUUAUGUAAAAAGUAGUCAAUUGCUUACAGUAAUAUGUUACUUUUUAAAAUUAAAUACAAAAAUGUGUGUCAAAUUAAAUGUUUUGGAAAUCUGAAAUGUGUUUUUUUUAUAUUAACACACAAAAAAUAAACAUGGGUGCCUAAGACUUCUACACAGUACUGUAUCAGUGGCUACCAAGCCCAUGUUUUGUACUAUGCAUUGAUUAAGCCCUUGUACUAUUGAAGCAAAAGUUCCAGCACACUAUAUUCUAUAAUGAAAUGGUGACUUUGCCACCUAAAAGAUUAACAGUAUAUUCACCGUGUUGAUAAAUGGGGGUGGAAACUAUUUGUAUCACAGUUUAUCCAAUUGUUUCUUGUGUCAUUGAUUUACCAUGAAAUGCUUUAAAACCCCUUGGGGUUUUUGUGGAGAAUCAGGAAUUUACAUGCAACCAGUAUUUCAACAGUGACCGAAACCCCUUCAGAAUGGUUCUUGUUAAAAAUCACUUUGUUUCCAGAUGCAUGUACAUAUGAUUGCAUUGCUCUGUACAGCACAUUAACUUUCUAUGUGUUCAUUUGGUUUAGGAUUAUUACAUAGUGUAAACUGCAUGCUUUAUAUAAUCUGCCUUUCUGGAAUCAAACUGGGAAGUAUUCUGGUUUGUCUCCUGUCCAAUCAUUAACAUUUUUAAUUUAGUUUCAAUGCAGCAAAAAGCAAAGCCUCAAAUGUCUAGAAAUGACCUUUGUUUGUUGAUACAAAUUGUAUCUAUUUCUUGAUUGUAAAAAAAAAAAAAAAAAAAGAAAUGUACAGAAUCAACAAUAGAAUAAUUUUAUUUAAAAAGAAAAAUGCCAUAAUGUUUGUGACACUGUGUGUCAAUGGGAGUAGCCCAUGGGUAUGUACCAUUUCUAACUGGGCAGUUUAUAAACAGGGACUCUUUGUUGCGCUACACGAAAGAGUGCACAAAUCUCUUGUGCAUAGCUGUAAGCAUUUAUUGUGUCCUAUGUAUUUAAUGAAAGUUACAACCUAAAGCAAGCUGUAAAGUGACAGUGCUUUUAAAGUGUGUUGUUACGCUUUACGCAUCUCCGUUUGACGCCGGUGCAGUAACUCAAGCCGCACUAUCAGGUGUGUGAAUUCCUACAUUCCUGUUCUAUUGCCACCCCAGUGACCCACCCCCACCUGCACACGCAUGCACACGCGCACAUUUUUGGUGGCAUCUCUUAUCCGCUGCUGUUUAUUCUAAAGGCGGCUGACUGGAUGCCCAAUCAAAACAGGCUUGGGUUACUGCACUGUACUGGAGAACAAAAUUGUAUCUAUUGAAAGUGUUCCACUUGCGAUUUUGCCACGUUCCUCUGGCAUAUAUUCUCGCCUUAAGUAUAAUUUAUUUGAAAGCGUUCUGGACUGAAUUCUUUCCAGGUGACAUUUUAGAUGGUGAAUUGGUGGAUGAACUGUAGCCGAAGGUCUUCGUCAGUUGCACAGCUGACUAGAAGGACCAACAUUUUCAGCACAUUUUUUGCUCUCUUGAAUUGUUAUAAACUUUAUGUAAAACACGGUUAACUACCAAGGACAUAUCCUUAAAGAUAUUGUAUUUUUGGAGCCUUUAACUAAGUGAAGCUGGCUGACAAUGAUCAAUUAUCUGGUAGUAAAUGUACAUAUUUUUUUUAUCUACAGUUUGACCCAUCAAUGUAAGUAAUACACCAGCUCACUCCCAACAACAAAAAAAAAACAAUUUUCUUCAAGUUUGUGUACUUUUGUACAUCCAGUAUAGCAGUUCUCAGGUAAUACAAGAUGUGACAAAUGAAACUUCACUGACUUUGUUCUCGACAUUUCCUGAUUUCAAUGAAAAUUGUUCUUUCAAAGUCAGAUUUGUGAAUCCGUGCAGAUCUUACAUGUCAGAUGAUGUGUUGAAUCGUCUUGUGUUGUGGUUAUACUAUAUGUUAAGGGUUAUAGGAGUGAGUUGACUAUUUUAGUCUUGUGUUGUUAUUAUUCGCAGUAGUUUGUUUUAUUCUUUGUUGAAUGAAACACAUUGCUUUUUAAAUUAUUUUAAAUGACAAAACCAAGCAUAUUAAUGACCAAAAAAAAAAAGAAAAAGAAAAAAAAAAACCCUCAACACUUUGGGUCUGUUGACUCAAACAAAAUGUAAGUCUCAAUGACAAAGUGUGUCUUUCUUGAAAUAAAGCCAAAAUGUGAUGUUUGUACAGCAA